Molecule: messenger RNA, 1321 nt
Organism: Calliphora vicina (urban bluebottle blowfly)
Lineage: Eukaryota; Metazoa; Arthropoda; Insecta; Diptera; Calliphoridae
Exons: 4
Coding region: 13-1260 (415 amino acids)
Source: RefSeq, a predicted model, not a curated record
UUUGAUAUCAUCAUGAGUUUAACAGACAUUUCUAAAAAAUUCACUGAAGCCACCUGCGAGGAAAUUAUCAAAAAAGCUGGUGGCACCAAAUAUACUUCCUUUAAAUUUGGUAAAGGUUUUAAAAAAGGCGACUCAUACUUGAGUAAAGUAUUUCGCUUGUGCGUUUAUGGCAUUAACGAGCCAACUGGUGAAAAUGUGGAAGUUAAUCUAAUUGUUAAGGGUAUGCCGGAUAAUAUGGCUCGGCGUAAGCUUUUCCGUUCUGCUGACUUUUUCCGCAAUGAAAUUAAUUUCUAUUUAAAGGUUAUUCCCGCUUGGGAAGCAUUCCAAAAGAAACGCAAUCCGAAAAACCCAUUUAAUGAAUAUCCCAUUUGUUAUGCUACUCACUGUGAUGGUGAAAAUGAUUUUGUGGCUCUGCAAGAUGUUAACUUCUUGGGUUAUGGGGCACCCAAUCGUCAAGACUAUAUUUCAUUGGAAGAGUGUCUGUUGACAAUGCGUACCAUGGGUAGAUUCCAUGGUAUUUCUUUGGCAUUGCAGGCUUUAGAGCCCAACGAAUUUGAGAGUGUGGCUAAAUGUUUGGAGGAAACCUAUUAUGCUGAAUCGUAUCGUAAGUGGUAUAUUGACUUCUUAAAAUUGGCCUGUUCGGUAGCCCAGGAUGCGGUUGCAAAAACAUUUCCAAACACUAAUUAUGAAACGAUUACCAAAAAUUUUCUGCAAGAAACUUUAUACGAUGAUUUAAUUAAUUUGGUGUCAACACGAUCUAAGCUCACAGUUUUUGGUCAUGGUGAUUGUUGGACACCAAACUUCCUAACACGUUACAGUGCUGAGGGUAAAGCAGAGGCGAUUAAAAUUAUUGACUUUCAGUUGGCCCGUGCGGCUUCCGUUGGUGUGGAUAUCUCAUUCUUUAUCUACUCCUGCACUAGCCAGGCUCUUAGGGAGUCCCACUAUGACACCUUGUUGAAGGCUUAUCAUGAAAGUGCCAGCAGUAUUAUCAACGAUAUGGGAGCCGAUGCAGAAAAAGUUAUGUCUUGGCAAGAUCUACUGGAUGAACUAAAACAAUUUGCUAGAUUUGGCUGUGGCAUGGGCAUUGAAUCAUUGCCCAUGUCUCUUAUAGAAGAUGAUGAGGUGGCCGAUUUGGAUGAUAUCACCGAUAAUUCAGUAUUAACGGAUGUGUGGAAUAUUACACCAUUCAAGGAGCCUGCUAAAAGGCAGCGUAUUGCGGAAAUAUUCAAACAUGCCAUAGAUCAGGGUUAUCUUAAAUAAAACUUAAAUGUAAUCCAUAAAUCAAAACAUACACUAAUAAAUAAUUUUUAUUUCAUAUAAA